GAUAACCAGUGAGAUUACGCCACUUCAAUUUGGGUUGCUCGAAUCGCUCAGCCUGUAGGGCAGCUGAGGAAGUCCUUUCAAGCUUCCCAUUACACACUGCACAUUCUCUUGUCCAAUCGUUUUUCUUGUUCUUUUUCCAGCAAACAGGAUCGUCCUCGUAAAAACAUAAUCUUGACCUUGACGGCAUCGUCUUUCCACCGCACUACUGUCUCAUCCCCCACAUCGCCAUCAAUACGCCCGUUCUUUCGAUUCCAACUCAUCCACGAAACCAGGACUCAGCUCUGACUGGCAGACAUCCAACAACCUAGAGUAGCAUGCCCAUCCCUGUAGAAACGUGGUACUACGAUGUGCCAUUGGUGACCAGGCUCUAUGCCACAGGAGCAGCCUUGGUAGCCCUGGCCGUGCAAACGGGGUUCACCAAUGCGUUUCAAUUAUACUUUGACUACAGGCUGGUCUUUUUCGAACAUCAGUUCUGGAGGCCGAUCACGACAUUCCUCUACUUUGGACCUCUUGGACUGGACUUUGUAUUCCAUAUGUUUUUCUUAGUACGAUAUAGUCGGAUGCUAGAAGAAGGGUCGUUUUAUGGGCGCACAAUGGAUUAUGCAUGGAUGUUGUUCCUGUCUGCAUUAUCACUUUUGUGUCUGUCGCCAUUCGUAUCCAUGCCAUUCCUGGGAUCUCCUCUAGCAUUCACGCUGGUCUAUAUCUGGUCCCGUCGUAAUCCGUCGAUCCCACUCAAUUUUCUCGGCCUCUUUGUCUUCACGGCACCAUAUCUGCCCUGGGUGUUGCUUGGGUUCACGCUCUUGCUGAAUAGCCACUUUCCCACGGGCGAUCUGAUGGGGAUUGCUGUGGGACAUAUCUAUUACUUUUUCGAGGACGUCUGGCCAAAGGAGCAGGCUUCAGGAGGCAGGCGUUAUCUCCAGACUCCUUCGUUUUUGAUGCGACGACCUCAAGACGUCCACAUCCCUGCAGAGAUUCCAGAGGAACAAUAUUCAGAGCAGACAGCAGCAGCAGCAGCAGGAGCAGGAGUAGCAGCUGAAGGACUGGGAGCAGAUGGUCAUAGUCAUCAUAACGCAGAUCGAUAUACUGGUGACGAACAUUCGACUUCGACACCUGCAGUGGCAACACCCUCUUCUGGGACGACAAGUGCAUUGGAGGAUAGUGCGCGUUUGGAAGCACGGAGCAGAAGGGUUGUCUCGACCGAGGAGCAGACGCAGCCGAUCUCGUAGAUGUCGCCUUGAUCGCACAGACAAAAUACACGCACGCAUACACAAAAUAACCAAAGCUGGCCUUGCAGAAAAUAAAAAAACCCCCCCA
Gamsiella multidivaricata is the source of this 1314-nucleotide messenger RNA. Its product is annotated as Der1-like family-domain-containing protein. Gene Ontology annotation, biological process: endoplasmic reticulum unfolded protein response. Gene Ontology annotation, molecular function: ubiquitin-specific protease binding; misfolded protein binding. The record is from RefSeq and is a predicted model, not a curated record. Lineage: Eukaryota; Fungi; Mortierellomycota; Mortierellomycetes; Mortierellales; Mortierellaceae. Gene Ontology annotation, cellular component: endoplasmic reticulum membrane; Hrd1p ubiquitin ligase ERAD-L complex. The transcript is spliced from 6 exons. The coding region runs from base 315 to 1226 and encodes 303 amino acids.